CGCGCUCAUGCUGUGAGCAGCAGCAGCUGUGUGAUCCAACAAAAACAUCGCAGCUGCGACUCGCCGCGGUUUGCAGCUCGAUCGCUUUUAUUUACUCGAAAAUACAUAUGGAAGUGCGCGAGUGAUCUUUUAUCGUCGAUAAAUUCCACAUCACGUGUGAAACAUGUCGCGGCAUCGAGACGUCCGUUCCAUGAAUUACUCGGAAGAGUACGAUGGCUACGAUGACGUUUAUGGGCAUUCAAUGGAGGACGAUUAUUGCGUGUCACCCAGUGUGGAGCAGUUUUUAUUCGAUCGGAGCAAACAACAGAAUAUCGCUUCAUUUAUCACGGAGCCGGACAUAGUGGAGGACAAUGAGGACGUCGACGAGUCUCCGCCGUCGUCCAACGAAGAGAAGAAAUAUAACCUUUCCGAGUUGGAAAGGGCAAAGUUGAUAUCUUGUUUGGAAACAAUUAGGAACGUUAUAGGCGACACGGUGUCUGACUCCAAAUUGAGGGAGAAGAUUGUCCUGUCGAAUUUCGAUGCAAACGUAGCACUCGACGCUAUUUUGAAGGAGUCUUCGCCGAAACAAGCCGUUGACUCCGCAAAGAAUAAGAAACAAUUGGAACGGCAUCCAGGUGUUUCAGUUGACAAAUCCAAUACACCCACACACGUGUUCACAAUACCUAGAUUUUCAUUUAAGAAACAAGAGAAUUUAUCUAAAGAUUCUAGUUGUCAAUUGAAUAACGUAGACAGCUCGAAAGAUGUAAAUCAUUCUCUCAAAACUGUCUCGUCAUUAGCCGAGCUUGUUUCCCGUCACGCGGGAUCCGUAAAUUCGGAUACAACAAAAAUGUCUUCGCAAAAUGACACGAAUACGCAACCUUUCAGCUCCUUGGCUGCCUUAACUGCGGAUUAUUUGCAAAAAUCUAACGUAGCCGAUAGGGUAGAAUCUCGAGAUAGACACCAAUCGUCAGUCUCGCAAUUUAUUAUUCCAAAAUUAUCGAUUAAGGAAAUGGAUAGUGAGGAAACUAAGAAUUUACCAAAGCUCCACAACAAUGAAAAUAGUAAAAGACAGGUAGUAUUUGCUAAUAGUUCAGGCAGACGUGAAGUCGAUUCACUUCAGAAAGAUUUUGCGAAUAUGGAUAUCUUCCCAGAAAACAAUAUUAACGUAACAGAUAUUAAGUCGAGAGAACAAAUUAUAAAUCCAAUAAGUAUUGCAAAUGAAAUUUGCACUCCAUCACCUAGAUCUAUCCAUGACGAUUUGAUGGAUGCAAAUGAAAUUUGCAUUCCAUCACCUAGAUCUGUCCAUGACGAUUGGAUAGAUCUGAGUACCGCUUUGAAGGAAGCAGAAUUCCUAACUGACAGCACUUUUUGCAACGUUAAUUUGACUACUUCGAGAAAAUUGUAUCAUGACAUGCACAAUUUAGAGAUAAGCCUUGAGGAUGACAAUAGGGUAACGCCUAACAUGCUACCAGUCACUCUAAAUUUACGUGCCUUGAGACGAGUUAAACUUCCGCAUACAAAAAAUAACGUUUCGGUAUUUGGGAAAACUUUGUGUAAAAAGUGGAGGACAAAGAGACCGGUUCUUAGAGAUGUCGUACAGCAUUACAACACAGUUAAACCCUUCGAUUUUUCUACCCCGUAUCGAAAUCGAUCUUAACAAUAAGAUAUAUCUAAGACUAGAUAGAUGAUGCAGGAUGCUAAAUGUGUAACAUAUGUAUAUUUAGUCAAAAUUUUUUUGAAAAAUAUGUGAAAGAAAUAUAAUAGGGAUAAUAAUAUUUUAAUUACAUACUUUUAAAUCUUUACCAGUAUGACUGUCUUUUAUUAGCUUGUAUUUACUAGAGAGUUUUGAGGGAGAUACCGAAAUGUUUUUAAAUAAACGAUAUAAUGUAUCA
Molecule: messenger RNA, 1871 nt
Organism: Wasmannia auropunctata (little fire ant)
Lineage: Eukaryota; Metazoa; Arthropoda; Insecta; Hymenoptera; Formicidae
Exons: 5
Coding region: 164-1636 (490 amino acids)
Source: RefSeq, a predicted model, not a curated record